This is a messenger RNA of Trichobilharzia regenti, 398 nucleotides long. The record is from the annotation of a GenBank genome assembly. NCBI's taxonomy places the organism in Eukaryota, Metazoa, Platyhelminthes, Trematoda, Strigeidida, Schistosomatidae.
AUGGAGUAUUAUUCCGAUGAACCGUUCAGGAAUUCACCAACAAGAAUUUGUUUUGCAACUUAUGAGCAAAUGGAAUUGUAUAAACAGUUCCCUGAAGUUGUUGGUAUCGAUUCGACGUAUAAUACAAAUAAAGGGAAGUAUUCUUCGUUCCAAUUACUUGUGACGGAUAAUUUUGGUCGCGGACGACCAGUUUUAUUUGCGUGGACUAGAAAAGAAUUCAAACGGGAUGUAGUUUGGAUAUUAGACUGUUUUCGUCGAAUAAUGGAAGAUACCUCCAAAACAGAAACUUUCAUUAUGGAUUGUGCGCAAGCUGAAAUAGCAGCCGUCAAGUUAACGCACAGAGAAACGCACAUUGUUUUGUGUUCUUUCAUUGUUUGCCGAGCAUUCUGUCGUAAAGU